AUGGAACGAGCCCAGGCACCGCAUGAGGGGCGGAGUCGCCCGGGGGUGCGGCCGCUGGCCUCUGGCCACGCGUGGGAGCGCCGAGCGAUGCGCUCCCGGAGCGCCCCCGGCGGCCGACUCCUGCGGGACAGGGGCCCCGCGCGAGCUCGUGCAGGAGCCCGGAUCGCACAGUCCCCACGGGUGCCGAGCGCGCGGCCGGCGCACCCGAGCCCUCGGCAGCGCAGCAUGGCGGCCCUCGGCCUGCCCGUCCGCCGGGGGGCGAUAUCGAUGACAUCGGCACCAUCGCACAUGAGCCACUCCGCGGUGUCGUGGUCGAGCGUGGACCCGUUCGAACCACUGGAGGUGAUGGAGCAGCAGCUCGCAGACAUCAAGACGCCGGAGGCCCUGUUCUGGUCCUCGCGCGACGCCGGUGGCGGCUCCUCCCUGGACGAGGACGCGUUCGGGGUCGCCCUGGCAGGGGUCGAGGUCCCGCUCCCUGGAGGCUCGCCCGGACCCGCGCCCCCCGGACCCGCGCCCGCCGCCUGCGCCGGCGGCGGCGUGGGGCCGCGGCCGGUUCAGCCCCAGGCGCUGCCCGCGGCGCCGGCGGCGGCUCCCGGAGGCUGCUUCGGGCGGCAGCCGCAGGUGCCGAGCGGCCUUGCUCGGGAGCCUCCCACGCUUGCUCGGCGGCGCCCACGCCGCGACCGCGCCGUGCAAGGCAGCCGCGCCCGCGGCCAAGCCCAGCACACCUGUCCGGCAGGUCCAGAAGCUCUCCCUGGCAGAUUGCACGUUGAUCAGCGCCCAGGCGUCCAAGGUCAAGCCGCUCUCCCUGACAGAGCACACACAGGGUGGGGCACAGGCGCGCCGUGGGGAGGCCUCCUCCCGCGGGUCCGAGAGGCACGACGAGGGCAAGUGCCAGCCGUGCGCGUGGUUUUGGAAAUCUGGUGGCUGCUUCAACGACAAGGACGACUGCGGCUAUUGUCACCUCUGUCCGGCGGGGGAGAUCAAGCACCGCAAGAAGUCAAAGGUGAGCCUCAUGCGCAUGGGUGCGCUGGUACCCGCUCCCCAGGCCACCAGCCAGAGCAGCGAGGCGGCGCCGAGCCGCGUGCUGAAGAUCUCGGUGUUGCUGUCGCCGGAUGCCCAGGCGUCGGCGCCAGCGCUGCCAGGGGCUACUUCCAGCCCGUGAGGCAGAUUGAGUCGUCGUGGGGGACCUACAGAACGUGA
This is a messenger RNA of Prorocentrum cordatum, 1200 nucleotides long. The record is from the annotation of a GenBank genome assembly. Lineage: Eukaryota; Dinophyceae; Prorocentrales; Prorocentraceae.